This is a messenger RNA of Cololabis saira (Pacific saury), 2655 nucleotides long. It is a transcript of the gene rhpn2, whose product is annotated as rhophilin, Rho GTPase binding protein 2. Lineage: Eukaryota; Metazoa; Chordata; Actinopteri; Beloniformes; Belonidae. Gene Ontology annotation, biological process: signal transduction; negative regulation of stress fiber assembly. The transcript is spliced from 15 exons. Gene Ontology annotation, molecular function: protein binding. The record is from RefSeq and is a predicted model, not a curated record. Bases 115 to 2175 code for a protein of 686 amino acids.
CCCCGAGGAGGACAAGCUUACCUGAAGAACCGCCACAUCGCCUGGCUUUACCUACAAUUUACCCCCUUUUUUAUCCCUUUAUCCUUGACAAACUUGGGUUUUUUUGUCCUCAAAAUGACGGACACUCUUUUACCGAACGGCAUCAACGACAGUGGAGGAGAAAACUACUUCAAAAAGGGUUGCAACCCGUUCGCACAGACUGGCCGCAGCAAACUGCAGAAUAAGCGAGCCACUCUGAACCAGCAGAUCAUCAGGCAGAUGAGGAUGAGGGCCGGAGCGGAGAAUCUGCUGAAGGCUACGUCCAACAACAAAGUUAAAGAAAUGGUCCUGUUGGAGCUGAGCUACGUUAACUCCAACCUGCAGCUCCUGAUGGGACAACUGGAGGGACUCAACAGCUCGGUGGAGGUUUACCAGAGCACUCAUGAAAUGGCCAACAUUCCCCUGAUCGCUCUGGGCCUAAAGGAGACAAAAGAGGUGGACUUCUCUGCUCCAUUCAAGGACCUCAUCAUGGAGCAUUACAGCGAAGACGGCAACAGCUUUGAGGAGGAGAUUGCCGACAUGAUGGACCUGCGACAGGCGUGCAGAACGCCGAGCCGGAGCGAGACCGGGGUGGAGCUGCUGGAAAAAUACUACGGCCACCUUCCUCUGAUAGAGAGCAGGUUCUUCUCUCCGACCCGCCAGACCGGCAUCUUCUUCACCUGGUACGACUCCUUCACCGGCGUGCCGGUGUGCCAGCAGAACCUGUCCCUGGAGAAGGCCAGCGUGCUCUUCAACAUGGCGGCCCUGUACUCCCAGAUCGGCACCCGCAGCAACCGGCAGACGGUGGUGGGGCUGCAGGAAGCCAUCUCCUCCUUCCAGAACGCUGCAGGUAUCCUGAACCAGCUCAAGGAGACGUUCACCCACACGCCCAGCUACGACAUGAGCCCCGCCAUGCUCAGCAUGCUGAUCCGGCUGAUGAUCGCUCAGGCGCAGGAGUGUUUGUUCGAGAAGAUCGCCCUGCCGGGGAUCCUCAACAAGUUCCACUCGCUGAUGAAAAUGGCCCAGGAGGCUUCCAAGGUCUCAGAGAUUUAUGACAACGUGCACCAGUCCAUGAUCCAGAUGCCGAUCAGAGACAACGUUCCUUUGUUCUGGUCCACCAUGGCCCAGGUGAAGACCAACCACUACCGCUCCAUGGCCCACUACUUCGUGGCCUCGGCGCUGCUCGACCAUGAGCUGGGUCCCAGGGACGACGAGGACCAGCAGGAGAAGACGUUAUCGCAGGCGUACGAUCAUCUCCCUGAAGGCUGUUCGGCUCUGGAUAUCCUGAAGAAGAAGCACGAACGCGAUCGCAUCGGUAAAGCUCACAUCCGCCGGGCCAUCAUGGGCCACGAGGAGGCUCUGAGGAUCUCCGGCCUCUGCCACCACGUCAGCAGGCUGGAGGUUCUGGAGGACAUCCUAAAGGCCAGCCACGAGCGCUCGCUGCACAAGUUCAGUGAGAUGGAGAACGAGGAGGAGUUCACCGACUACCUGGAGGCCCCGGACAUCAUCUCUAAAACAGAGCUGAAAGCAGAGAUGGAGGUUCCCUCGACCACAAAGGUGAAAGUCGUCGACUUUUUCCAGAGGCUGGGCCCGCUGUCGUUCUUCUCAGCCAAGCAGCGCUGGGCGCCCCCGCGGACCGUCAGACUCUCUCUGGACGACGGGGAUCUGGGCUUCACCCUGAAGGGAGAAUCACCGGUCCAGGUCGUGUCGUUGGACCCGCUGUGUCCGGCUGCUGGUGACGGGCUGAAAGAAGGUGAUUUUAUUGUCGCUGUGGGAGACGUCGACUGCAAAUGGAUGGGUGUGAGUGAGAUGAUGCGACUUCUGAAGGAUGUGGAUGAAGAAGGGAUGGACAUCCAGGUGGUCAGCGUGAUGGAGAACAACUCCUCCAUGCCGACCAAGAGCGCCACCUUCAGUGGAAACCUUCCGAAGACGUACUCCAUGAUCUGUCUGGCCUAUAACGACGAAGACAAACAUCCCAAGUCCCGCAAAGUAACCAAGAAGUCGUCGUUCCUCAGCUGGGGCCUGAAGAACAAGUUGAAGAGCGCCAGCACGCUGAGCCUUCCCACGGCGGACUAUUCUGGCGCCAUGCCCUGGAAUAAACCCUGCCCCACUUUCCCCAGCUCCAGCUCCUACAACAACGACAGCGCCCUCUACUGAGCCCCGCGCGGCUGGAAAACACCACACCACUUUGCUGUACUCAUACUGGACUUGCUGUGGUACAUUUUAAGUGCCCUUUGUUGCGUUUCCACUGGAGAACUUGGCAGCAGUGUAAGUUAGGGAGACGUUAUUGCCAGCUAGUAUAAAAGGUGACAGAUCCUGCAAAUACUGAUCAAAGGGGGAUUAUGCUGCAAUGUGGGCACUUUCUGAACACCAGGCAUUAGGGAAAGAUCAUAUUGUGCCAUGCUAGUAUGUGUACAGCAUAGUACAACUGCAAUAUUUAUACACAGAUAUUAUUGAGAUGGGGUAUUGGAAGUAUUUCCCACAGGAAAUCUCCAAAGUAGUUGGAGCAAAACGGACCAUGGGUCACUUCACUCCAAAAACUCAAAAUCUUAACAAGAAUAUUUGUCUUAUUUCUAGUUAAAAUGUCUCAUUUUUAGUCAAAAAAAUCUCAUUACACUUAAAACAAGACUCAUCACU